AGCGCAGUCAACGACUGCACUACGUCUGUCGUCGUGUCCUUUCUAUAUUUUCGAUUUACGACGGUAAUUAUUUUUCUUUCACUCAGACAAUCAAAAAGCAAAUAAAAAUUUAUUUAGUUCCACUUUUCUAAUUAGAUUAAUUGCUAUUAAUUUAUAAUUAAUUAAUUCCUUCUUUGAAGUUCAAAAUUAGUGUUGUGGAGGGUGUUGACUUGAGUGUUUUGAUUAAUGAUCAUUAUCAUUAUUAUUGACAAGGUGGAGUGAUAAUCAAUUAUUGAUUGGUGAUUAUUCAUACUGAUUAUAGUUAUAAUUAUAAUAUUACUCAUAAGAUAUUAAACAGUUUUUAUUAAUCGAUGAUUUUUCAGUGUCUCACUGGAUUUUGUUAAUUACCACGUGACUUUGCUUUAUAUAAGUUCAAUUUUAUUAUUCAAUUGAAAAAAACUAUUAGUGGUUGUUUUCCGAUUGAAGUUUUCAAGAUUUGUGAUUAUACUUUCUUGUUGCAAAUGAUGUGGUAGCAUUUCGGGAGGAUAAUGUUCCACGGGAGCGGAAGUGGUGGUUACGGCGCCGGAACCGACUACCAAACCCAGUCCCAACAGCAACAGCAGCAGCAACAACAACAGCAACAACAACAGCAGCAGCAUACCCAGCAAUUACAAGCUCCCGUGUACGUGCCAUCAUCUAGGCCAGCUAUUCCAGCAGCCACGGCGCAGUAUCACUCGUUUCCGGGUUCUGCUUCACCCGCAUGGGAGAAAACAACUUCAUGGCAGCAUGGAGUAGAUAGUUACGCUCAUCAUGCACUGACAGGACACACGGGUGGGUCAGCGGCAAGUAUGGGUGCUCAUAGUACUCACGGUCACCCACACGCGGCGCAUCCUCACACCGGGCAUCCGCAUUCUACUCUUACGUCGCCAUUUUAUGCACAGAACGUCGCCAUGAUGUCGUCCUGGAGAGCUUACGAUAGCGCUGGCUUUCAACGGGCUUCUCCUUACGAUACAGCAAUGGACUUUCAAUUUGCCGAGGGACGUGAGUGCGUUAAUUGCGGUGCUAUUUCCACCCCGUUAUGGCGACGCGACGGCACAGGACAUUAUUUAUGUAAUGCAUGUGGAUUGUAUCACAAGAUGAAUGGAAUGAACAGGCCGCUAAUAAAACCAUCUAAACGCCUUAUUUCUGAAUUCCAGACUGCAACGCGACGCCUUGGUCUCUGUUGUACCAAUUGUGGUACACGAACAACGACCCUUUGGAGGCGCAACAACGAAGGGGAGCCUGUUUGCAACGCCUGCGGCCUUUAUUUCAAGCUCCACGGGGUAAAUCGGCCCCUCGCGAUGCGCAAAGACGGCAUUCAGACCAGAAAAAGAAAACCAAAAAAGACCUCAGACUCGACUGCUUCGAGAACUUCUACCAACGAGCACGAAACCUCUACUUCAACUACUUCAUCGCCAUCUAACGACUUGAAAAGCAGUCAACAGCACCACCAAUCCGAGUCAACGAAAUCUUCAUCCUCAGUACCGGCCGAGCGGCCCGUUUACCUCGGCCAUACCCCCUUACUAGCUACCGGUGUGAUACCGACCGUGAAAACAGAGCCUCGCAGCUGCGACGGGUUGAUCGGACAGCCGUACUCUUCCUAUUACCAACACCCACACCAACACCAGCUGGACACACCGACCAGCGAGCAUCAACACCAACAGAGUUAUUACAACGCACAAGAGACUUAUCAUCAUCAACACCACGUAGCUUCUGCCGCAAAACUUCUUGCUUCGUCUUAGAAAAAUUUGAUCUUAGAUUUUAUUAAUCCACUGCGUACUCUACGUUCAAUAAUAAUGACAAUGAUAAUUGCAAUAAUAAUAAUAAUAAACAAAAUAAUGAUUAUUAUAAUAAACUAUUACUCAAUGUGUGAUAUCCUAAGUUAUUUUUGCACACGUUAU
Molecule: messenger RNA, 1919 nt
Organism: Cotesia glomerata
Lineage: Eukaryota; Metazoa; Arthropoda; Insecta; Hymenoptera; Braconidae
Product: GATA-binding factor A-like
Exons: 6
Coding region: 528-1760 (410 amino acids)
Biological process (GO): negative regulation of transcription by RNA polymerase II; positive regulation of transcription by RNA polymerase II; cell fate commitment
Molecular function (GO): RNA polymerase II cis-regulatory region sequence-specific DNA binding; DNA-binding transcription factor activity, RNA polymerase II-specific; zinc ion binding
Source: RefSeq, a predicted model, not a curated record